GUUUAAUUUAAAGACCGGUAGCGGAAGUUUCAAAAAAAAAAAAAACUAUAGCGGAGAAGUUCUAAUUUGACAAGUGAAUCACUCUGUGUCAGAAACUUUAGCAAAAUGGAGGAAGUGAAUUGCUUAUACAAGAAUCCGAGCGCACACAUUGAAGCUCGAGUCAAAGACAUUCUAUCCAGGAUGACUCUGGAUCAGAAAAUUGGCCAGAUGACCCAGAUCGAGCGUAGCGUGGCAACCCCAGAGGCCAUUAGAGACUACGCCAUUGGGAGUAUACUUAAUGCCGGUGGCAGUGCGCCUUUUGAAAAGGCAUUAUCGUCGGACUGGGCCGAUAUGAUUGAUGGGUUCCAGAAGUUGGCACUGGAAUCUGAGCUUGGGGUGCCGAUUGUAUAUGGGUCGGAUGCGAUUCAUGGGAACAACAACGUUUAUGGCGCCACUGUGUUCCCUCAUAAUGUUGGUCUUGGAGCUACCAGAGAAGCAGAUUUGGCAUUAAAGAUUGGUACCGCAACAGCACUGGAAGUCAGAGCAAGUGGCAUCCACUAUACUUUUGCUCCUUGUGUGGCUGUAUGCAGAGACCCUCGAUGGGGAAGAUGCUAUGAGAGUUACAGUGAAGACACCGCAAUUGUUCGGAAGAUGACAUCAAUUAUCACAGGUUUGCAAGGACAGCCACCCCAAGGACACCCGAAAGGCUACCCCUUUGUGGCUGGAAGAAACAAUGUUAUUGCGUGUGCCAAACAUUUUGUUGGAGAUGGGGGUACUGACAAAGGUGUAAAUGAGGGGAACACUUUGGUACCAUAUGACGAGUUAGAGAGGAUUCACAUGGAACCUUAUUUGGACUGUAUUUCUCAGGGAGUUUCCACUGUUAUGGCAUCCUAUUCCAGCUGGAACGGAAGUAAAUUGCAUGGUGAUCGUUAUCUCCUGACUGAUAUUUUGAAGGAUAAGCUAGGUUUCAAGGGUUUUGUGAUUUCUGACUGGGAAGGACUUGACAGACUUAUCCAUCCUCGUGGCUCAGACUAUCUAGGUUGUGUUUCCCUUGCCAUUAAUGCAGGAAUUGACAUGGUGAUGGUGCCUUUUGAUUACAAAAAAUUUGUAGAGAUUUUGAAAUUCCUGGUGGUAUCUGGGAUUAUACCAAUGGCCAGAAUUGAUGAUGCCGUUGAACGAAUACUAAGAGUGAAGUUUGUUGCUGGUCUAUUUGAACACCCCUUCAGUGAUAGAUCUUUGUUAGAUACUGUGGGUUGCAAGGCACACAGAGAUCUAGCAAGAGAAGCAGUUCGCAAAUCCUUGGUUCUGCUGAAGAAUGGGAAGAAUCCAGGGAAACCCUUACUUCCAUUAGACAGUAAAGCUAAAAGAAUUUUUGUAACAGGAAGUCAUGCUGAUGAUCUUGGAUAUCAAUGUGGAGGGUGGACUAUUACUUGGGACGGAUGCAGUGGCAGGAUAACAAUUGGUACGACCAUCUUGGAAGCUAUUAAAGAAGCAGUGGGAGACAAUACAGAAGUAAUCUACGAGCCAAAGCCGUCAACAGAAACAUUAUCACGGCAAGAUAUCUCUUUUGCUAUAGUUGUUGUUGGGGAAGAACCAUAUGCAGAAUGUACUGGUGACAAUUCAGAGCUUAAAAUUCCCUUCAACGGAACUGAAGCCGUAUGCUCAGUUGCUGAAAAAAUUCCCACUUUGGCAAUUAUCAUAUCUGGAAGGCCUUUAGUGUUAGAGCCAGAGCUCUUGGAGAAGACAGAUGCUAUUGUUGCUGCUUGGUUGCCCGGCAGUGAAGGAGGCGGCAUUGCAGAUGUCAUCUUUGGUGAUUUUGACUUCAUGGGCAAACUACCAGUGACAUGGUUCAAAACGGUUGAACACCUACCAGUGCUCACCAAAGAUAAUUCACAUGACCAUCUAUAUCCUUUUGGCUAUGGGCUGACUUAUGCUUAGCAUACAUAUCUGCACUAGCUCAGAACCAAGGACAAAAAUGCCUAUUGGUUUCUUGAAUUUGUGGUACUGGAAACAGAUGCCUGAACUAUCUUACUAGUAUCAAAUUAAACCAUGCUUUGUUGUAUUGAUAUGUAAAAUUACCCCUUUCUUCUUACCUCCCCCAUCUCCCUCCCUAUCCCUUAUUUCCUAGUAAUUACUUAUUUAUUGUUUUCCGUAUGGCAGUCUAUAUGGGACGUAUGGCUUACUGGAUCAGAGCAAUAAAAUGAGAAAUUAUACAAAA
Molecule: messenger RNA, 2197 nt
Organism: Humulus lupulus (European hop)
Lineage: Eukaryota; Viridiplantae; Streptophyta; Magnoliopsida; Rosales; Cannabaceae
Exons: 9
Coding region: 106-1917 (603 amino acids)
Biological process (GO): glucan catabolic process
Molecular function (GO): beta-glucosidase activity
Source: RefSeq, a predicted model, not a curated record